GGCCAUCAAUCUAGCCAAUUCGACGGAUAGUCGCUGGUGCAAUAUGUCGCUAAAUCUUUUCAAGAGAAAAAUAUCAUCUAAACACAUGAAACUCAAUGGUCUGCCACGGACCGCAUUACCUUCUGACAUCCGAAGGAUGUUGGUAAAGUAUAACAUAACUGAAAACUUCGGAGACAUUCAGCUAGAUUAUGGACGGUUUAUACCAACUGGUAGCGCGUACCUAACAUUCACUGCUCAAAGCGCGCUGCAUCGUGCUUUCAUCGAGCUCAGAAAUGCCUCUCACAUGGGAUUCCCCAUCACCGCCUCCCGAACGCCUGUGCCCAUAGGACCUCCUCCCCGCUCGCGCGGGGACAGAGGUCGUUUGGAAGCAUCACAGCGUGGCGUCAUUAGUGGAGACGGUUAUCGUGCGGGCAUUACGGAGACGGGCAAGAGCGUGGUCGUGUGGGGUAUGCCAGGAAAAAUGACUACGGAUACCAUGCGCUUGUUCUUGCGAGGCUAUAAAUUGGCGCCCGGGGAGGGUCAAAUCACUAAAUUGGACUCGAUCGGGACCCAGCUGACUUCAAGACACUUCGUGCGUCUGAAUUCUAUGUCGGAGGCCUACAGACUGGUACGGAACGUACACAUGACAUUUUUCGAGCCACUCGUAUGGGGCGAUAGGUAUAUCAUUCGGGCGCGAGUAGUGCAUUGA
Heterobasidion irregulare TC 32-1 is the source of this 688-nucleotide messenger RNA. RefSeq lists its product as uncharacterized. The record is from RefSeq and is a predicted model, not a curated record. The coding region runs from base 44 to 688 and encodes 214 amino acids. NCBI's taxonomy places the organism in Eukaryota, Fungi, Basidiomycota, Agaricomycetes, Russulales, Bondarzewiaceae. The transcript is spliced from 4 exons.